AUGCUGACCUCUCCGGUUUCAGACACAGAAGAGGCUCUGUUUGCUGAGAGGAAGCCCCCUCUGCAGGCGGAAUAUCCGGAGACAAAUGCCAAGCUGUGCACCUGUAUCCCAAAGACCCUCUGGGUGUUUCGAACGCAGACCCCAAGCUUACUAGUGGAUAGGGACCACUCUGCUCAGAUGGACUGCAGUCACACCCUGAGUCCUUAUCAUCACAUGUACUGGUUUCGGCAGCUACCGGGGGAGAGUAUGAAGCUGAUUGUCCACACGGUGCCUUACAAGCAACCUGACUUUGGGAACUUCAGCCAGGACAAAUACUCGGCCAGCAAGACGGUGAUUGAAAGCGGAUCUUUCACGGUGAAAAAUGCUCAACCAGGAGACAACAGAGUGUAUCUCUGUGCUACCCAGAUCUCCACAGGAAUAUCUCCAAAUAAAAGUGAAGAUGUUCAUCAGACUCCAGCCGAUCUGCUGGGGGAGACAAAAGAUAAAGUCAAACUGUCCUGCAAACACAGCAUCAACGACUAUUACACCAUUCUGUGCAUGAGACAAUUUUGGUGGAGAAUGACACAGGAGGUUCACCGGCCAAAUUGCAAAAAGGAACACAGAGACAAAAGCAGUAAGAUACCUUUUUGUCACAGUCGGAGAGCUCUGUGUUCAUUCGCCGCCGCUCGCUUUGGAGCUGGAACUAAACUGACCGUCUUAGAUCCAAACCGUGCCGUCACCCCGCCAGCGGUGAAAGUGCUUCUGCCUUCGCCGAACGAGUGUCAGAACAACAAAGACAAGAGAAAGAAGAAGACCUUGGUGUGCGUGGCCUCUCGUUUCUACCCGGACCACGUGAGCGUGUUUUGGCAGGUCGACGGGGUGAACGUCACGGACGGCGUGUCGACUGACAACGUGCCCCUGUGGGGAGGGGAACAUUACAGCCUCACCAGCAGGCUGAGGGUCCCGCUCAGUGAGUGGUUUACAACGGGCAAGGAGUUCACCUGCACCGUCAGCUUCUUCAACGGGAACGAGACCGUGCACCGUUCAAAUUGGGUCGAAGGCGUCAGCGGACCAGGAGCUGCAGCGAUAAGAGAGAAGUAUUUGAGGAUCACCCACACUGCCAAGCUGUCCUACGUUGUUCUGAUAGUCAAGAGCGGCAUCUUUGGAGUCUUUGUGGGGUUCAUGGUGUGGGGGCUUCAGGUUUCCUCUGGAAAACAGGACGACUGAGAGCUGAGCUGCACAAACCAGCAGAUUCUCCUCAUUUCAGUGAAGACAUAUUUUGAAGUUUUUGUUGUUUCUUUUACUCUCGAUGCACCAUCAGUUCUGCACAAAUCAGAGCAUUUUAAAAGCAUUUGGUAUUCUACUUAACAAUGCUGUCUGUUUGUGUAAGUGCCUGAGAACUGCUUUAAGCUGAAUUCUAUUCCCAAUAAAGGUUUUUCAAGAGGA
Anarrhichthys ocellatus (wolf-eel) is the source of this 1425-nucleotide messenger RNA. Its product is annotated as M1-specific T cell receptor beta chain-like. Lineage: Eukaryota; Metazoa; Chordata; Actinopteri; Perciformes; Anarhichadidae. Bases 1 to 1206 code for a protein of 401 amino acids. Gene Ontology annotation, biological process: cell surface receptor signaling pathway. The transcript is spliced from 10 exons. Gene Ontology annotation, cellular component: plasma membrane. The record is from RefSeq and is a predicted model, not a curated record.